UCCAGACAGACGACGAUCUUCAAUUUUCCAUCACAACAUCAAGUAUUGAGACUCAUAUACGAAAAUCGGUUUCGGGUUUUCGAUCGCUGAUCUCAAGAAUUAAUCAUAGAUUUUGAUUUACAGAGUAGGAAGUUCCACUCAGGAAAUCAAUCAUGUUUACGCGGAUUUUUGGUAAGCCUAAACAGGAAAGCAAUGCCGUAGCAACAUUAGAUAAGUUGAAUGAGACACUUGAAAUGCUAGAGAAAAAGGAGAAAGUCCUAUUGAAGAAGGCUGCUACUGAGGUUGAAAAGGCAAAGGAAUUUACCAGAGCGAAGAACAAAAGGGCGGCAAUACAAUGCUUGAAAAGGAAAAGGUUAUAUGAACAACAGGUUGAGCAGCUCGGUAAUUUCCAAUUGCGCAUCCAUGAUCAGAUGAUAAUGCUAGAAGGUGCAAAAGCAACAACUGAAACUGUGGAUGCAUUGCGAACUGGUGCAGCCGCAAUGAAAGCUAUGCAGAAAGCAACGAAUAUUGAUGAUGUGGAUAAGACAAUGGAUGAGAUUAACGAGCAGACUGAGAACAUGAAGCAGAUUCAGGAAGCACUAUCCGCUCCCAUUGGUGCAGCAGCCGACUUUGAUGAGGAUGAACUUGAAGCAGAGCUUGAAGAAUUGGAGGGAGCUGAGUUGGAAGAACAGCUUCUUCAGCCUGCAACAACUGCACCUGCAGCUCCAGUGCAAGCCCCAGCCAGCAGGAUAUCAACUCGUCCAGCUGCUCAAAAGAAUACACCCGAGGAUGAUGAGCUUGCUGCAUUGCAAGCGGAACUGGCACUUUGAACAUGUAUCAACUCAUGGAGAGUGCACAAAUGUUAUGUAAAGAUUGGCUGUAGUCUGGUUACAUUGUGCCUGGGCUUCCUUCAUUCAUAAACUGCGGUCGUCAGUUUGCAUCCUCUGAUAAGACGACAUUGUAUAGGAGGCGUAAAGUAAAUCUCUUAACUCUCUAAAUCUGUACUGUACUUCCAUUAAGAAGUUUAAGAAGUUUGCCAAUUUAUUUGGAUUACUUUCUCUGUGAGUUCAUUUAUUUUGUGGCUCACUUUUAUAACUAAGUUAAAUCAUUUGAUAGGCUUGUUAUGGAUGAGAAAAGAAGGAUACAUCAACUGUA
This is a messenger RNA of Telopea speciosissima, 1134 nucleotides long. Its product is annotated as vacuolar protein sorting-associated protein 32 homolog 2-like. The coding region runs from base 153 to 809 and encodes 218 amino acids. Gene Ontology annotation, biological process: vesicle budding from membrane; late endosome to vacuole transport via multivesicular body sorting pathway. The record is from RefSeq and is a predicted model, not a curated record. The transcript has 8 exons. Lineage: Eukaryota; Viridiplantae; Streptophyta; Magnoliopsida; Proteales; Proteaceae. Gene Ontology annotation, cellular component: cytoplasmic side of plasma membrane; multivesicular body; ESCRT III complex.